Messenger RNA from Hippocampus comes (tiger tail seahorse), 4213 nucleotides. RefSeq names its product extracellular leucine-rich repeat and fibronectin type III domain containing 2b (gene elfn2b). The record is from RefSeq and is a predicted model, not a curated record. Gene Ontology annotation, cellular component: plasma membrane. Lineage: Eukaryota; Metazoa; Chordata; Actinopteri; Syngnathiformes; Syngnathidae. Bases 476 to 3316 code for a protein of 946 amino acids. Gene Ontology annotation, molecular function: protein binding. The transcript is spliced from 3 exons.
GUGAUCGACGCACCAUUCGUCAGAAGUGAGUCUUGGAACGAUUUUUUUUUUUGUUUUUGUGGAAAAUCCUUUGCUCACUCCGCCGCGGAUACGCAGCACCGCAGCUAAGUGAGGCGGGCGGAGCUGACAACGCCGACUGACGACAGAGAGGGCAACAGUGGGGAAGCAGAGCUGAGAUCCUGAGCAUGAAGACAAACUGUGACUCCCCUCACCGCAGCCUAAAAAGAGAUGGCAUAACCCGGGUGACCUGCUAAUCAACCAUGACAGCCCUAAAGCUUUGACUGGCAUUAGAAGUCCCCCACCCCUCCCCACCCCUUCUUCUAUACCCGACACGGACCCUCCUCCUCUGCCACGCUUCCUUCCCAGACACCUUUUGCGACGUUCUUUUCUCCGACAAACACGCCCCGUUGUUUUUGCGCCUGCCCUUGCAUUUCUCCACUUGAUUACACUUCACGUCCCCGCUUUCGUCUCCAUCAUGCAGAGUUUUUCCACCGCCUCGGGUUUGGUUGUGAUUCUCUCCUCCCUCCUAAUUGCCACCCGCUUUCCCGGCGUGGUCAACGGGGACUGCUGGCUCAUUGAAGGGGACAAAGGUUAUGUGUGGCUGGCUAUCUGUAGUCAGAACCAGCCGCCGUAUGAGACGAUUCCGCAGCACAUCAACAACACCGUUCAUGACUUGAGACUCAAUGAGAACAAGCUGAAAGCGGUGCACUUAAACUCCAUGUACCGUUUUACCAACCUCACGGACCUUAACCUCACCAAGAAUGAAAUCAGCUACAUCGAAGACGGAGCCUUUUCGGGGCAAGCCAACCUACAGGUUCUUCAACUGGGCUACAACAAGCUGACCAACCUAACGGAGGGGAUGAUGAGGGGACUCGGCCGCAUGCAGUGUCUUUUCCUCCAGCACAACCUCAUUGAGGUUAUUGCCAGCAAUGCAUUCUGGGAGUGCCCUGGCCUUAGCAGCAUUGAUCUGUCAUCCAACAAACUCGCCCGGAUUGAUCCGUCGACGUUCACUGUUCUCAAUCGCCUCAUGGUUUGUGAACUGGCCGCAAAUCCGUUCCAUUGCGGCUGCGAUCUUUACAGCUUCCUUACCUGGCUGGAAUCCUUCAACAACGUAACACACACCUACGAUCGUCUCCAGUGCGAGACGCCGCGGGAGAUGUUUGGCUUUCCUUUACUGAGCCCCGUCGCUGCCGGUCACGCCGGUCGAAACGCCAAAAACAUCUUGCACUCUCACUGCAGAGAUGGAGUGAUGAUUCCUGGAAUGACGUCCCUCCCGCCAGACCUGGACGGCCCGUCCGGAAUCGGUCCGGAGAUGUUUGGCGGCGCGGGACCUUACCACCAGCCCAACACCUCCACAUCCACAGAAAACAGUUUCAUUCCCAGCAUCAAGCUCCAUCAGGUGUCCUUGUCCUCGGCUUCUCUCCUCGUACAGAUCCCGAGGCCCUUCAGCAAAAUGUACAUCCUGACACAGUACAACCACACGUACGUGUCCGACGUUAUGACUCUAAAGAACAAGAAGGAGAUGAUCACCCUUAACAAGCUCAAACCGCACACCAAUUACACCUUCUGCGUGGCGUCCAUCCGUAACUCCCAACGGUAUAACCACACGUGCCUCCAAUUUGCCACGCGCUCUCAAAACGCGAGCAACAUCCUCCCCACGCCGUCAACCACCACGCAUUACAUCAUGACCAUCGUGGGUUGCCUAUUUGGCAUGCUCAUCGUUUUGGGCUUGGUCUACUACUGUUUACGGAAGAAACGCAUGCGUGAUGAGAAAAAGAAGUCCGUAUGCGUGAAGAAAACAAUACUGGAAAUGCGUUACGGGCCCGAGGUGGCGGCAGCAGUUGCCAAAGAUCCGGCGGCGGUGCAUAAGCUUCAGGAGCACUCCAGGGAACACCACCAAUAUCACCACCACCACGGGGGCAAGCUUCCCAUGUCGACAUCCUCGAGUUCUGGAAUGCUCCACUCAGCAAACACCAGUUCCUCAAGACUUUCCUCGAUUCCCCAAGUUGAAAAAAUGUCCACUGCCUUCUCAGAGGCCGUGACGGGAAAAGGAAAUUACAUGGAUAUCAGAAGUGGAGGGGCGGGGAUGGAGAGGCACGGAGGAGAGAGCGGGCACGGGGGCAUGAGGGGGGAGGAUUUAAGGGACGACGAUGGCACCGAUGUCGGGGAUGACUCCGAUGACGACGGACACGGCUCCGCGUCAGAGAUCUCGACGAUCGCCAUGGAGGUGGACAAAGUCAACCAGAUUAUAAAUAAUUGCAUCGACGCGCUGAAGCUGGACGCGGCGGCCGUCGCGGCUUCGGGCUCGUCUUCCAAUCCCGCACCGUCCGCCAACCCGACCUCCCCGCCCCCAAACGGCACCUCUGCUCUGACUCGUGGUUUGAUCACACUUUCUCAAGGGAUGACUGAAUCAUGCCAAGUCAACAAAAUUCCACCUCCGCCCCCUCUGCCGCUGCCGGCGUUGAAUACCCCACUUGCCGAGCGCCCGGGGAUCAGCGGCGGUGGAUUCGUUGUUUCCCCCCCCUACAGGCCGCCUCCGCCAGCCAAUGCCGUACGCCCCAUUCAGCGGCAAAUGAGCGCAGAUGCGGCCGUGGUGAUUGUAAAUUCCGUCAAGAAACAGAGCAGCACCGCCUCUUGUGGAUCUGCGGGACGGGAAAGGGAGCGCGGAGGGGCUCGUGUCUAUAGCCUGGAUGUUCCCGAGCCGAGGAGUCCGGACGCCUGCAACCAACAACAACAACAGUACCAAGAUCGCGCCAGUCCUGUGGGCUGCGGGGAACCCCUGGAAAGACUGCCGUUGGUGGGGAGUAUGAGCUGCGCGGGAGUGGGUGGCGGUGGUUGCGACAGUGGUGGUGUUGGUGUCCAACAUCAAGAAAACCAAAAUCCACAUCAUUACCAUCAUCAACAACAACAGCAGCAGCAGCAGUUGGAGGUGCAGCAAGACUACCACUGCUCAGAGCACCGCCACUCCGUCCCAGCUCUUUAUUAUGACGGCUCCCAUCAGGGUUCCCCGGCCCAGAGGGUUUCCUUCCUGAAGCCACUGUCCCGCUCCCGCAAGGAUGCGGCGUCCUACUCGCAGCUUUCACCAGCUCGCCACCAUUCCAGUUACUCUGGCUACUCCUCCAGUCCGGAGUACUCCUCAGAGAGCACGUUGAGGAUCUGGGAGCGCUUUCGUCCCUACCGUAAAGGCCAACGCGACGAGGCCUGUUAUGUCACGGCCGGCAACGCCCUUCGAAAAAAGGUGCAGUUCGCCAAAGGCGAGGACCUCCACGACAUCCUGGAUUACUGGAAGGGCGUGUCAGCGCAGCAGAAGCUUUGACUGGGGGACCACCGGAAUUAAGCAUUGGGAGGAAAAGAGUUUGUUUACAUCUGGGUCUGCAGUGCCCUUUCUGGGAUGGCAGAAACUUCUGGAAGGGAAGAAACACAUUGGACGCAGUUAGGCCUUUUAUUUUUAUUUUUUGGCAUGCUCAAGUGUAUAGAGUGUUGUGCGUCAGCACGAACAGUGCAACUGUGCCUGGGAUACCUGGAAUAAUAACUCACUCCGUUUUUUUUUUUGUUUUUUUUUUUUUUUAAUUUUACACUUCAUGGUAGCAUCGUUUUUGGAUGAUCCUAACUGCAGAUUUGGUUUCUCUGCACAGGGAGCCAAAGCGAACCGUGCAGUCUCGUAAUAUUUGCGCGGCCACAUUUUGUGAUCUUUUUCGACAGUACUUACUCAGUGCCAUGUUAUUAGUCUUUGGGAACCCGCCUAGAGGCGAAUAUGAUAUCGUGUUGAUCCGAGGGAAGGUUUUGAUGGUGAUCACGUUUGAUGGAGUCAAAUGAUGGCUUACCGCGAGAUAACAGAUGGGGCAGAUGUAUUUACAUGAUAACAGCGGGAUCCACACAAGAAAAAUAACCGCCAGUGUAAAGUGGAACCUCCAUCAAGCGUCACCACAGAUGAAAUCAUUGCCAGAAAUGUGGCGCUUCACCACAACCUUUUUUUUUCCAAUUUCAAAAAAUUGUAUGCUCCAAUAAAUGGCGCAAUAAGAUCCCAUCUUAGGUUUUAGUGCGAACGAAUGUGACGGACGUCCGGAUGAUAUCAUGACGUCAUCGCUUAAGGAAGACCAAGUUAAGUUCUAAACACAUUCCAAAUCCAUUGCAAAAGUAGUAUGACCUCCGUUUCAACGUAUGACCAACAUUUCUUUUUAGUUGUAGUUAUUUUGUUUCUUUUUUUUUUUAA